Molecule: messenger RNA, 1248 nt
Organism: Knipowitschia caucasica
Lineage: Eukaryota; Metazoa; Chordata; Actinopteri; Gobiiformes; Gobiidae
Source: the annotation of a GenBank genome assembly
AUGAGGCGCAUCUCCGCAAACUUUUUGGCGCUGAUGUUCAUAUGCGCCAUCGGGAGCGUGUUCUACGUGUGGAGCGCGUUGGAGAGCCGCUUGGAGCGACAUAAGAGGGGAUUCACGCUACCGGGGGGAGCUCUCCCUGCGGACCUCUCCUCGAAAACUUUCCGGGCGUUGCUGGCUGUCCCGGUGGCACCAAAGAAAGCUCACUUGGGAAGUCGCAACGUCACGGAUCACACGUUAGGAAAUAGUCAUUACCAUUUGAAUGGAUACAACAAGAGACAAGGGGAUCCGGUCAAGUUAGAAGGCUCCCCUCUGGAGGAAGGGGUAUUUUGGAGCGAACGGUUAGAGGAGCUGCUUCCAGUGGGUUUCAAAGAAGAUGACGCGCGGGACUGGAGGGAGAAAGCUAGAGAAUAUCACAUUGUGAAGCUGGAGCCUGGAUGUGGGAGAAUCUCCAAUCAGCUCGCCACUUUUGAGGACGGUUCCAAAGCGUGUGUGCGUUAUGGCAUCAACUCAGAUCAAGUGCAAGGAGAAACUCUGACGUAUUACCUCGCCAGUCUGUUAGGCAUCACGAACCUGCCUCCUCUGGUGCUGUCCCAGCUCAGCACGGACAGUGAGCAGUGGCAGAACGUCAGGACACGCGUGGAGGGGCUACAGUGGAGCGAGAGAGCCGUGGUCUCACUCACGCAGUGGGUCUCUAACCUGACCGGAGUGGUAACACCUGCCCCGCUGAGGCAGGAGAGCAGCGGACUUCAUCCCAGUCUUAAACAAUUGCGUAACCAAAGCGUUGAAGAGCUGCUGGAGCUCAUGCAAUGGACAGACCUAAUUAUUUUGGACUAUUUGACUGCGAACUUUGACAGGCUAGUGAGUAAUCUGUUCAGCCUGCAGUGGGACUCACGCAUCAUGGAGCGAGACACGAACAACCUGCUCAGAGCGCCUGGUGGGCUCUUGGUCUUUAUCGACAAUGAGGCAGGGCUGGUGCACGGAUACAGAGUGCUGGACAUGUGGGAGAAAUAUCACAAGACCGUGCUGAGUUCUGUGUGCGUCUUCAGGCAGAGGACAGCGCAGCGCGUGGCUGAGCUGCACAGGCGCAGAGACGCCCGCACCAGACUCAUGGAAGUCUACCGAGACAGCGAGCCUUUGUCCUUCCACAUGGGCUUCCUGUCGGACGAGCACGCUGCACUGCUCCAGGAGAGAAUAGACACGUUGCACAAACACAUAUUGCACUGCAAAGCAAAGUACAAGCAGCUGUGA